AUGUCACCUCCGUGUGCAAGUCCAGCGACAACAUUGAGUAAUACUCUUGGAACGACCCUGUCUAUCCAAAGUCCUUUACUUGGUCGACGACAAUAUCAAGGCGAAAAAGUGGUGUUGAAGAAGCUCAGCGUUGAUGGCUGCCCGAAUUAUUUUGUUGAUUCAUUCGAGAAAGUUCAAACAAUUCGAUGGCUUGGAGCAGGCAUCUCGGCGGAUGUGUUCAAGGUCAAGGAUCCACUGAGUGGUGAAUUUUUUGCCAUUAAAAAGUCGAAGCAAGCUCUGCGCAACGAACGGGAACGUGACGUCUUAGCCCGGGAAAUAAUGAUUUUAGAAAAGCUGACUCUGUCACGGCACAACUUUGACAACAUCGUGCGAUAUUAUCAAGCUUGGCAGGAAAAUGAAAUGUUUUAUUUGCAAAUGGAGUUAUGCGAGGGUGGCACGUUGCAAGAUUUGAUCACGAUGAGAAAUCGCGAAUUACUUCCUGAAUAUUGUUUGUGGAAUAUUUUACGGGACAUUGCAAGUGGGCUAAAAAUUUUGUCUGAUUACGAUAUCGUUCACCUCGAUAUCAAACCUGACAACAUCUUUGUCACGGAAGACGGACGUUUAAAAAUUGGCGAUUUUGGUAUGGCCGGGAAUGUGAUCGAAUCUACCAAAAUAGCAAGCAAAGCAGACUUUCUUGAAGGCGAUGCGAAAUAUAUAGCGAGAGAGCUGCUUUCUAGCACCAACAGACUACCUUCGGCUGACAUUUUCUGCCUAGGUAUCAUGAUGCUGGAAAUUGCGACAGGAAAGAAGCUGCCCGAAGCAGGAAAGGAGUGGCAUGACCUUCGAACAGGUCAUUUGCCAACACUUCCGUGCGUAUACUCAAAUGAUAUAAAAGGAAUUAUCAAGCAGAUGAUGCACCCAGAUCCUCCAAAACGACCUACCGCAGCUGAAAUUCUGCAAAAUUCACGCGUGCAGACUGCCACAGAGCCCGUCACUCUUAUUCAGAAGCACGCAAUAAGACAAAAACUUUUUGUGCCUUCAAAAUUGCGAAACAAUACGAAUCGGUCAACGCAAAAAGCAAUUCAGUAUCCCUUUUCUUCACGUGACAGCAAGAUGAAGUUUAACUCGACCGUGUCCUCGUCGCGCCGCAAAAGCCGCAAGGCACAUUUCGGCGCUCACUCGACCCAGCGUCGUGUGCUUAUGAGUGCGCCGUUGUCAAAGGAUUUGCAGAACAAGUACAAUGUUCAUAGCCUGCCAAUCCGUAAAGAAGACGAGGUCUUGAUUGUGCGCGGCUCUCAGAAGUCUCGUGAGGGCCGAGUAAUUGCUGUGUACCGUAAGAAAUUCGUCAUUCACGUUGAGCGUGUUGUGCGCGAAAAAUCCAACGGCGCUUCUGUGCCCAUCGGUAUUGAUGCCUCUAAGGUUGUUAUUACUAAGCUUAAGCUCGACAAGGACCGCAAAAAGAUCUUGGAGCGCAAAAACCGUGCUGUAUCUGAGACGGAGAAGGGAAAGUUCACGGAACAGGAUGUUGCCAUGGCUACUGUCGAUUAA
Plasmopara halstedii is the source of this 1527-nucleotide messenger RNA. RefSeq names its product wee protein kinase. Bases 1 to 1527 code for a protein of 508 amino acids. Gene Ontology annotation, biological process: protein phosphorylation; translation. The record is from RefSeq and is a predicted model, not a curated record. Lineage: Eukaryota; Oomycota; Peronosporomycetes; Peronosporales; Peronosporaceae. Gene Ontology annotation, cellular component: large ribosomal subunit. The transcript is spliced from 11 exons. Gene Ontology annotation, molecular function: ATP binding; RNA binding; protein kinase activity.